GCAAGCAACUUAACUUAUCUCAGUCAGGACGUGUGAGGCACAGACACGGUUAUCGAAGUUGUUUCAGAAAAUGUCUUUGGAAAUGUACUUGGAUUUGUUUUCGCAGCCAUGUCGCUCUGUUUACAUAUUUGCCAAGAAAAACGACAUCCAGUUCGAUUACAAAAAGAUUUCGCUUUUUGAAGGUUAUCAAUAUAGUGAAGAGUAUGGGAAAAUCAACCUUCUAAGAAAAGCACCAGCAAUCAAAGAUGGAGACUUUUGCUUGGCUGAAAGUGUUGCGAUUAUGCUCUACCUGGCUGAGAAGUUCCACACUCCAGACCACUGGUACCCAGCUGACUUGCAGAAGCGUGCUAGAGUAAAUGAAUAUCUAUCAUGGCAACACUCUGCCAUACGGAUACAUGGAUCCAAGAUGCUCUGGUUCAAGCUCUUGAUUCCAAAAGCUUUAGGAGUUGAGAUCCCUAAGGAAAAGAUAGACAAUGCAGUAGAGGAUCUUAAUGCAUCACUGAACCUUUUUGAGGAGAAGUUUCUGCAAGACCGACCAUUCAUUGUUGGGGAUCAGAUUUCAUUGGCCGACCUGGUUGCUAUUGUGGAAAUCAUGCAGCCUGUAGGUGCUGGUAUGGAUGUAUUUGAGAACAGACCCAAACUCAAGGCAUGGAAGGACAGAGUCAGAGCAGAAAUUGGGGUUGAGCUGUUUGAUGAGGCCCACCAGGCAAUCCUCUGUGCCCAGGAGUCAGUGAAAACCAUGGACCCUAAAAGGAUGGAGCACUUUAAACCCAUAAUUUUGAGAUAUUUCCUCUCAUAAACAAACUGGUAGAUAUUGUUGGUUAAAAAAUAUCUAAAUACGCUUUACAUUUUCUGUAAUCACUAAGAAUAAAAUCAGCUGAAAUUGAAUAUGAUUUUUGUCAUAUUUCUGAGAAUGAAUGCAAUAAUCAAUGUUUCCGUGUUAACUGGACCUCAUAAAAAGAAGCAAACUGUGAAAUAGCAUGUUUCCAGCUGUGUUCGCUCUCAAAUUCUGAAUUGCUGUAUUGACUGUGACCUAGGAAAUAACACACAGACACUCAAUACAGCAUUGUUUUAGAAAAUCACUUAACAUCCAUGGGAAGGAGCUGGGAGGAAUGUUUGCUCCCUUUGUGUUUAUGGAAUGUAAUCAGAUAUUUUAUUGUUUCCUGCAGAAUACUCUGUAUGAUAAGGAAUAGCAUGUUUUGUUAAUUUCUUGUAGAGAAAAGGGUUACAUUCUGUCAGCAGCAUUUCCAUUAAAUCUCUAAUAUUGUCAAUAAAUGUAUCUUUUGUCAUCA
This is a messenger RNA of Carassius gibelio (silver crucian carp), 1292 nucleotides long. RefSeq names its product glutathione S-transferase theta-3. Gene Ontology annotation, biological process: glutathione metabolic process. Lineage: Eukaryota; Metazoa; Chordata; Actinopteri; Cypriniformes; Cyprinidae. Bases 71 to 799 code for a protein of 242 amino acids. The record is from RefSeq and is a predicted model, not a curated record. Gene Ontology annotation, cellular component: cytoplasm. Gene Ontology annotation, molecular function: glutathione transferase activity. The transcript has 5 exons.